Messenger RNA from Oppiella nova, 1197 nucleotides. Lineage: Eukaryota; Metazoa; Arthropoda; Arachnida; Sarcoptiformes; Oppiidae. The record is from the annotation of a GenBank genome assembly.
AUGGAUAUGAGGUUAAAGACGAGCAAAUGGUUUGGCCGAAGAAGUCGACCCUUCAUUGUACUGCUAUUCCUCUUGUGUCUGGUUGUGGCCCAUCUCUUCGGUCUAUUCACACAUCCGUUUGAGAUUGACUUCCACUCCAACUUCAGUUACCCUUUAGAUUUGGAUCAGUUUCGCGAUGUCGUCGAAGUCCUCAAAGCCAGACAUUUUGACCACGACUUGGAUCUCAACCCAACUCUCUUGCAGUCGAUUCCCAAACCAAUCAAUGAAUACAACUAUAGGUUUAUUGUGAAGAAUGAGAAGAAGUGCUCAAAAAGUGGUUCAAUUGAUGAACCAAUCCAUGACAAGACGAGUGGUAGUAAUGUAUCACAAGUGAGACAAUCAGAUGACAUAACUCUGUUGAUUGUGGUGAAGAGUGCCCUCGAGAACAUGGACUCGAGGAAUGCCAUUCGCAAGAGUUGGGGAUUUGAGAAGAGAUUCUCAGAUGUGACCAUCAAAAGAGUGUUCAUUUUAGGCAAUUGUGUCGAUAGGAGUGAUGUUCAGAACUGUCAGGACAUUGUGGACGACGAGAUGAAUGUCCACAAAGACAUAGUUCAGGCAGACUUUGUUGACUCUUAUUAUAAUAAUACCAUCAAAACAAUGAUGGCUUUCAAAUGGUGUGUCACUUACUGUUCCGGCGCUCAGUUCAUACUCUUUGUUGACGACGACUACUAUAUUUCUAUUAAGAAUCUCUUGAAAUAUCUGAGAAAUCCAUUCAAAUCUUUGUCGACAACUGAUUCCAACUCAAUCCAAGUCGACACCAAUACUCGCUUCGAUGGCCGCCUAUACAGCGGUUAUCUCUUCCCCCAAUCUUCUCCACUCAGACAUAAGACAAGCAAAUGGUUUGUGACUCUCGAGGAAUAUCCGUAUUCCUUAUAUCCUCCGUACAUAACAGCCGGUGCUUUCGUAUUGUCCAACACAUCGCUAAUAGACAUGUAUUUCGCUUCCUUUUACACAAAACACUUUCGUUUUGAUGACAUUUAUGUGGGAAUAUUGGCGAAGAAGUUGUCUAUUAUUCCCAAACAUAACCCGAACUUUCAUUUCUGGACUCUAAGCUAUAGUGCCGUCACUUUCGAGGAAGUGAUUGCUUCCCAUGGCUUUCGGGAUUCAAACAAACUUCUCAUUUCUUGGAGCCAACAGAAGAGUUUAGGAUUCGCUUAG